Molecule: messenger RNA, 1815 nt
Organism: Dioscorea cayenensis subsp. rotundata (Guinea yam)
Lineage: Eukaryota; Viridiplantae; Streptophyta; Magnoliopsida; Dioscoreales; Dioscoreaceae
Product: AT-hook motif nuclear-localized protein 17-like
Exons: 1
Coding region: 825-1733 (302 amino acids)
Cellular component (GO): nucleus
Molecular function (GO): DNA-binding transcription factor activity; minor groove of adenine-thymine-rich DNA binding
Source: RefSeq, a predicted model, not a curated record
UACUACAAAGAUAGAUAGAGAGACAGACAGACAGACACACAGAUAGAAGAGAUAGGCCCACAUCAAACGUAACGCAUCCAACCAAGCACAAAACCCACACCUCCUCUUCAUCAUCCUCAUCUUCUUCUUCCUGGAAAUUAACCCUCUUUCUCCCUCUCUUUCUUUCUUUCUUUCUAUAAAUAUUUCUCUCGUCAAAGGAUGCGGCCGCUUAAUGAUUGAUUGUCUCCUUUCCACAUACACACAAAUCCUCACACUCUAUCCCAACGCUUACUCAUCUCCAUCUCUCUUUCUUUCUAUGUAGACAUACAUAUAUCUACAUAGAAGAAAGAUAAACAAACACUACACCAUGUAUAUCUAAAUUCCUCUUCUUUCUCCUUCUUCUCCAUCUCUCUAACUCUACAAGCAAAAAAAUCACUUCUCUUUCAUCUUUUAUUUUAUUUUUUUCCCACUUUCUUCUCUUCAAUCUCUCUCAACAACCAACCAUUUUGCUCCUAUCUUCUGCUUGUCUCCAUCAUCACAUCUUUGCUUUUCCUUCCCUCAUCCCAACUAACAACCUCUCUUUCUCCCUCCUUCCCAUAUUUCUUUCUCUUAAGCAAUAGUAAAUCUCAAAACCCCCACCAACACCACCACCACCACCACCCCUCUUUGGUCCCAUCUCAUCUCCUUUCUUCUUUCCUUGCUUUCAAAGCUCAAUCUCUCUCAAACUCACCCACCUCCUCUUUCCCUCUCUUUAUCUCUAUCUCUAAUUUUCUAUUUCUAUAUUUAUAUAUAUAUAGAUUUUUUUAGAUAUAUAUAUAUAUAUAUUUAUAUAAAACUUAAAAGCUAUGCUUUUCAGUGGCUGCAACAACAACAACUUCACUGAUGACAUGAAGAACCACUCUUCCCAUCACCACCAAGAACUCUCCGGCGAUGACCAAACCAAAAGAUCCAAGAAAAACACCUCCAUCUCCGAUCUCACUACCAAAACCCUUACCAAAACCACCGGCGACGGCGCUACUAUCGAAGUAGCUCGCCGUCCUCGAGGCCGCCCUCCGGGAUCCAAGAACAAACCCAAACCCCCACUCAUCAUCACCCGCGACUCCGAACCUCCUCCCGCCGCCAUGCGCACUCACAUCCUCGAGAUCUCCACCGGCCACGACAUCGUUGACGCCAUCGCCUCCUUCGCCCGCCGCCGAUCCAUCGGUCUUUGCGUUCUCGCCGGCUCCGGCUCCGUCUCCAACGUCACCCUUCGUCAACCGAUGCAAACCCCUGCCACCGCCAUCGUCCUUCGUGGAAGGUUCGAGAUCCUUUCUCUUUCUGGUUCCAUGCUUCCACCAUCGCUUCCGACCAUGCAAGGCGGCGUCUCUGUCUCGUUGGCUGGACCUCAAGGUCAAGUCAUCGGCGGCAUGGUCGCUGGCCCUUUGCUUGCUUCCGGCACGGUGGUUGUCGUCGCCGCCGGGUUUGAAAACCCUACUUUUACCCGCCUCCCUGAUGACAACGACAACGACGGCGAUGACAACACCGCCGUCGAUGUUUCUACUGGCGGUGAAGGUUGUGAAGCUGAUGCUCACCACCACCACCACCACCAUCAUCAUCAACAUCAACAACAACAUCAUCACAACCAACACCACCGCCAUGAACAUGAGCUCAAUGCUCCACCGGCGGAGUCAUGUGGCAUGACUAUGUAUGGCUCCGAUCCUAUCUGGGCUCCAACUCCCCGGCCACCGCAACCGCCACCAGCAUCCCGUUACUAAAAACAAACAGGUUGUUUCGAAGUUUUAGGGCUUUUCUUUAGUUUUUAAUUUCAUUUAGUUUGUGUUUGGUUUUCAUUUCUAG